This is a messenger RNA of Penicillium cosmopolitanum, 4896 nucleotides long. It is a transcript of the gene ino80, whose product is annotated as chromatin-remodeling ATPase INO80. Gene Ontology annotation, biological process: chromatin remodeling; DNA repair; DNA-templated transcription. Gene Ontology annotation, molecular function: histone binding; ATP binding; ATP-dependent chromatin remodeler activity. Gene Ontology annotation, cellular component: Ino80 complex; nucleus. NCBI's taxonomy places the organism in Eukaryota, Fungi, Ascomycota, Eurotiomycetes, Eurotiales, Aspergillaceae. The record is from RefSeq and is a predicted model, not a curated record. The transcript has 4 exons. Bases 1 to 4896 code for a protein of 1631 amino acids.
AUGACAGGCGCUCCGCCGUACAACGCCCAGUCCCCGACUCAGCAACCACGGUACCCUGCCUACGAGUCUCCGAGCAAGAAUCGCCCGUUCUAUUCCAACAAUGAGCAGCCGCAACAAUCGGGUCAGCAGCAAUACCCUCCUCAUCCACCUCAGACGCCCCCGGCUUUCCCUCCAUCCUCCGUCUCGCGCAGUCCACGCUUUUCGCACGCGUCUUCCCCCAUGCCCGGUUCGCUCCCGCCACCCUUGAAUGGCGCUGCUCCUCCAGCGCAUCCAUCGCAUCUAGAGCCAUCGGCGCAGUAUCAACCUCAUUCCGCAGCCGGUACCCCUUCUUUGCCGCCUCCGCAUUCCCUUGCGAAUUCCGUACACCAGGGCAAUGGCGCUUCGCCGUACGGUCCCUCCACGCCUCAUGGACAUUCAUCCGGCCGUCCGGAUGGUCACUCCCAAUCACCGAGUCGCGAGUCGGAAUCUCCUUAUCGUGUAAGAGGCAAUGGAGCAGGGUACGGAGCCUCGGUGGCGCAGGAAUCACGACGUUCUUCCCCGCCCCGAGAAACGAAGCCUGCGAGAGCAGCCGAUCCGAUGUCCUUCGCCAGCAUCCUCUCUGGGCCUUCCGAAGACAAACCCGCACGAAAACCGUCCCCACAGUCAUCCACCCCUGCUCCGUCUGCGCAAACACCGCACAACGACUCUCGAGCUCGUGAAAUUGCUCCCACCCCAGGCACUUUUCUUCACAAAGCGGAUAGAACCCCCGUGCAACCGAAGGACGCUCGAGGAUCUUUUGCUCCCAACGGAAUCUCAAAGUCUGGGUCCGAGCAGGCCGAGACCACUCGUGCACACCCACGGAAGCCCUUGCCGCCAGGCGUUGAUGCUGAUCAGGUGAACCGGGCCAUGGUUGACAUCGAAAAUGCCGAUAAAAGUGAUGUUGAGGCGUCCGGUUUCGAUGCGGAGCUCGAGUACUAUCGGGAGAAAAGUCUGAAGAGGUCCAACGACAGCGCCCGUGCGGAGCACCUUCGACGCAAGCGCCGCCGCAACGAGUUCUUAAUCGACCUUGGUCGAUCGUUCGAGAAGCAAGCUAUUAUCGGAAAUGAGCGUUUCCGCGUGGCAAACGAACCAGAUGUCAUUGCCGAAGUCCAACAAAAGGAGAUCCAGGACGAGAAGGAGCGCAAGAAGGAUAUGCAGCGCAAGCGUCGUCGUGAAAACACUGUCCGACUGGAGAUGCAAAAGAAACUCGAGGCCGAGCGCAAGGCAGACAAUGCUUCAGAUUCGACGGAGAAGGCCAAAUUUCUUCGCGAGGCCGAACGAGCACAGAAGAAAAUCAAGUCUACCAAGCGCGCUCUCGAGGGUGGGAACGCCCAAGACGAACUUGGUGAGGUCACCCCUCUGGCUCCCAAUCUCGAAGGUGGCACCACCAGCUCAUUCCACAUUGGUCGAUCAUCUCCAUCGAGGCGUCGCUCUGGGCGUGCAGGUGCCACUUCUCGCCCCAAGAAGUCCAAGGAGCAGAAGCAGGCUGAAAAGGAUGCCGCCGAGGCUGCCUAUCUGGGCGGCUAUGAUGAUGAAUCUCUUUACUACACCCCACGCGAUUCAAAGAAGGGCGGUCGCUCCAAGGAAGGUACUCCCGUGCCAUUGCACUACGACAGCAAGGGCUACAACCAGAUCUACGAACAAAUUUGGCGUGACAUUGCUCGGAAGGAUAUCCCCAAGGUCUACCGCAUCAAGACGAUGUCCUUGUCUACCCGCCAGGAGAAUUUGCGCAAGACGGCACAAUUGGCAAGCAAGCAGUCUCGCAAGUGGCAGGAGCGCACCAACAAGAGCACCAAGGAUACUCAGGCCCGCGCCAAGCGUACCAUGCGUGAGAUGAUGUCCUUCUGGAAACGUAACGAGCGUGAGGAGCGCGACCUCCGUCGUCUGGCAGAGAAGCAGGAGCUCGAAUCUGCCAAGAAGGCUGAGGCUGAGCGAGAGUCCAACCGACAGAAGCGCAAGCUUAAUUUCCUUAUCUCCCAAACCGAACUGUACUCUCACUUUAUCGGUCGAAAGAUCAAGACCGCGGAAGCGGAAGCAGGAGAUGAUGUUGCUGGGACCGGUGAAACAGCCCAGCCCGGCAAGGAACUGCCUACCGGCACUGCCGAUCCGAGCAAGGUGACGAACUUUGAGGACCUUGACUUUGAUGCCGAUGAUGAGACCGCCCUGCAACAGGCUGCCAUGGCCAAUGCCCAGAAUGCCGUCCAGGAGGCCCAGGACCGCGCUCGUGCGUUCAACAACGAAGAAGGAGAUAAGAUGGCUCAAUUCGACGAGGGCGAAUUGAACUUCCAGAACCCGUCAAGUCUUGGUGAUAUUACGAUUUCUCAGCCUACUAUGCUGAAUGCCCAGCUAAAGGAGUACCAACUGAAGGGUCUCAAUUGGCUUGUUAACUUGUAUGAACAAGGUAUCAACGGUAUCUUGGCCGACGAGAUGGGUCUGGGUAAGACUAUUCAGUCUAUCUCCGUCAUGGCCUAUUUGGCUGAGUUCCACAACAUCUGGGGACCUUUCCUGGUUAUUGCACCGGCCUCCACACUACACAACUGGCAGCAGGAAAUCGCCAGGUUCGUGCCUAACAUCAAGGUUCUACCAUAUUGGGGUAAUGCGAAGGACCGAAAGAUUCUUCGAAAGUUCUGGGACCGCAAACACAUCACCUAUAACCGCGACUCGGAAUUCCAUGUACUCGUCACCUCCUACCAACUCGUUGUUCUCGACGCCCAAUACUUCCAGAAAGUCAAGUGGCAGUAUAUGAUUCUUGACGAAGCCCAGGCCAUCAAGUCCUCGCAGAGUUCUCGAUGGAAGAACCUGUUGGGUUUCUCCUGCCGCAACCGUCUCCUGUUGACCGGUACCCCGAUCCAAAACAACAUGCAGGAAUUGUGGGCUUUGCUGCAUUUCAUCAUGCCUACCCUGUUCGAUUCCCACGACGAGUUCAGCGAGUGGUUCUCCAAAGACAUCGAGUCUCACGCUCAAAGUAACACAAAGCUCAACGAGGAUCAACUCAAACGUCUGCACAUGAUCUUGAAACCCUUCAUGCUUCGCCGUGUUAAAAAGAAUGUACAACAAGAGCUUGGCGACAAGGUCGAGAAGGAUAUUUUCUGUGACUUGACCUACCGCCAGCGCGCUAUAUACGCCAAUCUGAGGAAUCGUGUCAGCAUCAUUGAUAUUAUUGAGAAGGCGGCAGUCGGCGACGAUAGCGACAGUACCACCUUGAUGAAUUUGGUCAUGCAGUUCCGAAAGGUCUGCAACCACCCCGAUCUCUUCGAGCGUGCAGAGACCAAGUCACCUUUCUCGCUUGCUGCGUUUGGAGAGUGCGCAUCCUUCGUUCGUGAAGGCUAUUUUGUCGACAUGCGCUAUUCGACCAGGAACCGCAUCGAGUACGAACUGCCGCGCCUUCUGUGCGGUCCAGAGGCCCGCGUUGAUAUGCCCGGGCCCGGUAAUGAACGUGCCGGUUUCCGAGGUAAAUACUUGUCCCACAUGAUGAACAUUUGGACACCGGAGAACAUUCAGCGCAGUUCUCGUGAAAACGGCACUUUCUCAUUCUUGCGAUUUGUGGACACUUCUGCUGGAGAAGCUAGCGAUUUGGCACGCCAGGGACCAUUCGAGCGCGCAACCAGCCGUCAUGGUCGACCCAAUCGUCUGUCUCGUCUGAAUGUCAGCUACGAUUCGGAUGAGAAUGGAUCAUCAGACAACUCGGUGCUGCCACACUCUAUGCUAAACAUCGUGGACCGCAACGAUCGACAGGCCCUACGUGACAUCACGAGCGAGGGCCGUAUGCGCAACCUAAUGAAUGUCUCGCGGACAGCUUAUGAGGAUCAAGGUCUGAACCUCAUCGAACCAUCUGCUGGUCCUAAAGCCUCUGCGCCCCCGAUCUUGCUUUCCGCCUCGGGUAUGCAAGCCCAACGGGAGAGUGAGAAUGCCUUGUUCAACAUGGAUAUCCGAGAAGCAUUGUAUCGCAAGUCUACUCGGCAAACGGAUGAGCAGGUCCUCGAGAAACAACUGGACCCUGUGCCGUACUCUGACCAGGCAGUCCUGCCACCGCCCACCUCACUCAAGGCCCGCUAUACCAACAUCGAAGUCCCAUCCAUGCGCCGCUUCGUCACCGAUUCCGGAAAGCUUGCCAAGCUAGAUCAGCUUCUGCGGCAACUCAAGCCUGGUGGUCACCGUGUUCUGCUGUACUUCCAGAUGACACGCAUGAUCGAUCUGAUGGAAGAGUACCUAACAUUCCGCAACUACAAGUACUGCCGAUUGGACGGAAGCACCAAGCUCGAGGACCGUCGCGACACAGUCGCCGACUUCCAGUCCAACCCCGAGAUAUUCGUCUUCCUAUUGUCCACGCGUGCCGGUGGUCUGGGUAUCAACUUGACAGCCGCCGACACCGUCAUCUUCUACGAUUCCGACUGGAAUCCCACCAUCGACUUCCAAGCCAUGGACCGAGCCCAUCGUCUCGGUCAGACCCGCCAAGUCACCGUCUACCGCCUCAUCACCCGCGGCACGAUCGAAGAGCGUAUUCGCAAGCGUGCUCUUCAGAAGGAGGAGGUCCAACGCGUCAACCGCACAAAGGAUAUUGCCAUGUGGCUUGCGGACGAUGACGAAGCCGAACUUCUAGAAAAGAGGGAACGUGAGGCCAUCGAGCGUGGAGAACUUCAAAAUGCUGCAAAGGGCAAUAAGAAGGCCGCUGCAGCGCAGAAGCGGAAGCGUGAUCUCACACUGGAAGAUAUGUACCAUGAAGGCGAGGGUAAUUUCGAUGAUGCCUCAGCCAAACCCUCCGGAACCGCAACCCCCCAUGUCCGAAGCCGUGGACACGCCCGCGGCGGCGGGAUCAGCGACACCAGCAAAACGAGGUCGUGGUCGCGGACCGGGGAAGGGAACGACGAAGCGCGCUAA